This is a messenger RNA of Anarrhichthys ocellatus (wolf-eel), 2792 nucleotides long. RefSeq names its product biogenesis of lysosomal organelles complex-1, subunit 2 (gene bloc1s2). The transcript is spliced from 5 exons. Gene Ontology annotation, molecular function: gamma-tubulin binding. Gene Ontology annotation, cellular component: BLOC-1 complex; gamma-tubulin complex; BORC complex. Lineage: Eukaryota; Metazoa; Chordata; Actinopteri; Perciformes; Anarhichadidae. The record is from RefSeq and is a predicted model, not a curated record. Bases 317 to 856 code for a protein of 179 amino acids. Gene Ontology annotation, biological process: endosomal transport; lysosome localization.
UGAAAAACAAUUUAUUAAUUCUCAAAUUCGAUUAUCUUUUUAUUUUUUAAAUUUAUUGUAUGUGAAAAGUCUAAUUAUUAUGUUGACAGGCUGCAGCCUCCAUGCAUUUUUUUAAAAUUACUUUCUUGUUUUUACUAAAUAAUUAAAUAUAUUGUUAGCAGUAAUUUGUAAAAGUGGUAUUAAAUAGCAUGCCUCACAUUCCAACCUCAUCAGGGCGUGGCAAAGCGCGCGACUAGCGGGCGGUGCGCGGGUGGACGUCACGUGACCACUCAUGUGACAAGAGAAAAAAAAAAAAAAAAGUCAAAACAGGAACAAAAUGGCUGCGACGGGCGACGACGCCGCAGCAAUGGACAGCAUCUCCAGGGCACCAACGGCACAUUUGGCGGCUCUGAACGCGGCCGCGAGCCUCAGCUGCCCGGCGGAAGCCCCGGAGGAUGUGGCGGAAAGCCCCGCGGUCGCUCCCAAAAAGCCCAGCACGAACAGUGAUGGUGGUGUGGAGACAGCAGAGGAGGCUGUGGAGCCUGCAGAGUCCGAUAUCAACGAGUUGUGCACCGAUAUGUUUGAAAAGAUGUCCGUCUUCCUGCAAGGAGAACUAACAGGGACUUGUGAGGACUACCGUCUGCUGGAGAACAUGAACAAGAUAACCAGUCUGAAGUACAUGGAGAUGAAGGACAUCAGCAUCAACAUCAGCCGUAACCUGCAGGAUCUCAACAACAAAUAUGCCAGCUUACAGCCCUACCUGGACCAGAUCAAUCAGAUUGAGGAGCAGGUGUCUUCACUUGAACAGGCGGCUUACAAACUGGACGCGUACUCCAAGAAACUGGAGGCCCGGUUCAAAAAACUGGAGAAGCGAUGAGUGGUGGGGGGGUGGGUGUAAGAGGCCGACUUGAGAGUCUCGGUGCCUCCUCACCUUCUUUAACCCUGCAUCGCCUUCUCCUCGCCCUGCCAGUCGAAGCCGGUAGCUGCGGGGAGGACGUGAACUGAGACGAUAACAACAAACAGUUCGAGACACUUUGACACCUAGAAGGAGGACCCUGCAGGAAGCAGCUGAAGGCACAUGAAUUAGUAAUGUAAUGCUCGGCUUAGAUUUAACUGCAGUAUCACUGAUUUUGGCAGCAGUCGUGCGGCCGAGACGAACUGGAGAGUGUGGCGUGAAAUUCACUUUGUUGAACAAAUCUGUCUAAUUAUCUUUAAUUGAGUGGUGGAAUCAGAAUGUACUAAAGAAACAGAUUGUCAAAGACUUGUGGAUAUAACAACACUUUGGUCAUGUGUAGAUAUUUACCUGAUGAAGCAUGCUCUCAGAUGUUUUUAAUAAAUAUCCAGCCUUCUAAUUCUGAUCAUUUUAGGCAUCCAACCUCUUGACUGAUAUAUUUCCACUUAAUGAUGAUGUUGUGAUUCUCUGAUGUUACACGUUUACUUGUCCUGGCUGUGAAUUCUACCACAAACUGGUUAAAAAGGUUACUGUGUAGAGAGCUGCUCUCUCUCCCUGUAAAGUGAGUUUAAAGCGUGCAGUUUUAAAUGAAAGAUGUUUGAUAUGGAUGAAUUAUUGUAUCCCUGGAGAUUUUGACACUUAAAACUGGAGUUUUUUUUUUUUUUUAAAUAAACACCGUGUGCAUGUCAUUGCAUGACUGUUUCCUUUAAGUUAGUACCAGGAACUUUCAUUUUGUUUUUCAUUAAGAAUAACUCUAGAAAUAGACCCUCUUCUCUCUGAUGGUCUCGUUUAAUAAUGGAGGUCAUUUAGAGACAUAAGUGUUAAAUGAAGAUGUUUUCAUAAGCAGUUAGAAAGUUCCUCACUGUAAAAUGAACCUCAUGCUGGCAGCAGAUGGCAGCCCUGCACCACUGAUGGAGACUUAAAUUGAUGCUCAGUGAGUGUAUCAAAUAUUUUGUAGCUUUGGGAAAAAAACUGCCCGGCUGGAGGAGGUUUGACUUUCAGUCUUAAGAAGGAAAAAAACUCUGGGAAGCGUGAGACCAACAGAGGGAAACGGAUGACCCAACACUUGACAAUUCAAAGGAAUGGGUGACUAAAGAUGUGUGUGGUGCCCUCUGUUUCCUCCUUUAUAUUAUCUGCCCCACAGCAGAACCCAGAGCGCUUUUUUUUUUCUUCCCAUGAGCAACGGAUUAUCUAAACUGACAGGACCUCCCUACUGAGAGUGUGUGUGUGUGUUUGGUCAUGCACAUGUACACGUGUGUGUAUAUAUAUGUUUGUGCAAGACCUAAUCUAAAACAGGUCUCUAUUAGUCCAGUUGAGGCCCUGGCACAGAGGGAGCUCAUUAUUCAUACUGUAACAUUAUUUACUGUUGCACUGUGAUCCUUCCAUCUCUGCCUUCUUCCAGAGCCCUGGGGCAUAGAUUCAGCCUCCCCUUCCCAAAGGCUCUCAAAUCGGGUCUAUUUAAUGAUCUUUGGGGUUGUUUUCUGAAGGCUAAAUGUGAGUGCCAGGAGGCAGUCAAGCGUAGAAGAGAAAGGCAACAUGGUAAUCAUAGGUAAACCUUUUUUUUGUAUUCUUCAAAUUCAAAACUAGACUAUACUGGAGCAAUGUAGUUUGGGUGUGGAAACGUAUUAUAUUCUGUAUGAAAUGUGUGUUUUUAAUGGUUUUCAGACCGCGUGGAUGUAAAGUACUGAUAUAAGACUUAGUAUAGUGGACAGAUUUAAAGGGGGCAUAUGGAACUUUUUCCGUGCUUGUACAUUUGGGUAUCUGGAGUGUCUAUCAACUCACAAACUGUGAAAUAAGAGUCUGUUUUUUGUGGGCUUUCUAGAUCUUGAACGUAAUCCAACGUGCCAUUCAGAUUAUAGCU